Myxocyprinus asiaticus (Chinese sucker) is the source of this 1824-nucleotide messenger RNA. RefSeq names its product putative protein MSS51 homolog, mitochondrial (gene mss51). The record is from RefSeq and is a predicted model, not a curated record. The transcript has 7 exons. Lineage: Eukaryota; Metazoa; Chordata; Actinopteri; Cypriniformes; Catostomidae. The coding region runs from base 153 to 1433 and encodes 426 amino acids.
GGGAAGAACCACAUCGUGACUGGAUCUGGAUUUUAGGAAAGUUUAAUUCCCAAGGCUGUGGAUUUUGGCUGUUCCUAUAUGAGAUAUUCAGCAAAUUGUGUUUUUAAUUUGCCGAUUGCAGAUUUUUCUUUCUAGUCAAGACCUCAAACACAAUGGCCGGUCCGGUUCCAGCUCUACCAAACACUUUUACUCCCAGCUCUGACAGUGUUUACUCAGACCAGUUUGGUUUCUACUCUCUGGACUGUAAUGUGCCUGGACUAUCUAAAGUCAUCUUAGACAAACUCAACAUGAAGGACUACAAAGAUUACAGGGCAGCAUUGGAGGGGAAAGGGAAGGUUGGAUUUCGUUCCCAUAAAGAAAUGUUUCAAAAUUUGGAAGACACAUUUAAAUUCUGUGCCUGCUGCUCCAAACUUCCAGCCAACCUGCCAGACCCUAAAGCACUUAAACGCUGCAUUAAGUGUCUAAACGUGUAUUACUGCAGUAAAGACUGUCAGAGGAAGGACUGGUCUUUGCAUAAGAAGUUCUGUAAAAUUCUUCACAAGGUUUCCAUCGACAGGCUGGUGGAGUGGCUUGUUCACACCGGAGAUCUUCCUUUCUCUACUGAGGUGUGGUCUCGCCCUGCUAAAGAGGUGAGGUGUUGGGAUGACUGGCUGUCUAUGCAGGGUGAACUGACACCCCGGCUGGAGCCCAUCCUGUCCGGCCAAAACAUGACAGAUCUCUGGACCAAUGCCUGCCGACCGCAUCCGGAGGAGGCGGAGCUUUGCGAGUCUGUGUGGCGGGUCUGCAGCGAGUUUUUCUCUCGGUCAUUGACUGUGGGUCUGGGGAUUCAAAUGUCUCGCUUGGACCCGUAUUCUCGGCCUCUGACCGUACAUCUGGUUGGCGCCGGUCACAAUGAGACCCUGGGAGCCAGAACGACAGACAUGGACGAGCUCAGCCGCAUGUUCCCGGGGCACCAGGGUCUGGAGGUGGUGAUGGUGGGGCCAGAGGUGGUGAAGGGGCCCAUCAUGAGGCCCCCACUGAGGGCUUUCGGGCCCCGAGGAAGAGUGUACAUCAGUGCUUACAAGGGCCUCUAUCAUCAGUUCUGGGAGGAUGUUGUAGAGAAAGGAGAAGCAGCCAAACCAGAUCUAGUGGUUGGAUUUCACCCAGGUUUCCAUGCAUCUCAGGGUUUAGGAGAGGGCUGGCUGCCCACCUUACUGCUGCUCAGAGACUACAACAUCCCAUCCAUAUUCACCAUGUACAAUGAUGCAGAGCUGCAGUAUUCUCUUCAGAUUCUAGCAGAACUUGAGAUGGACAUUAAAGACACUGGGCCAAACCCCUUCAGAUCCCAGAAACCUGAGCAGGUUCAGUCCAGCCCAAACAAAUCGCCCAGUUACUGCAACGCCUUCUACAUUUACUUUCAGGGGCUGCUGGAGGCACAACAAGAGGAAGAUUAGUUACCUACAGUUAAACUGCCUUAUAAACCAUCUGAAUGCAUUUCUCACAAGUCUCUACAUUUCUUUAGUAUUUGGACGUACGUCACAAAAACUGCACAAAAUGUACAAAUUCUUCCAAAUAAACAUUAAAAGCUCAAUUAUCCAUUGCAGAAUUUUUUUUUAAUUUUCAAUGCCACUUUCAUUUAAAGUAAUUAUUUAAGACAAGCAUUUGCAGCACAUUUUAUUAAACAUUCAGUUCUCCCACACAUAUAAAAAUGAAUGAUGAGACCACAUUAGAUAGUUCAGUUUUAUUAUACUCAUAUAUUGUUAUUGACUCGUAUUGAAAAGUAGGUUGAGUUUCUCUUUAGAUUCCACUACUGUGAAUAUUAUUGAUUUGAUAUGGAAUUGUUAU